CUAAUGGGUUAAUAUAUUGGGUACACACUUCUUUGUUGCCUUUUGGAUGCAUGGAUGACCACAAAUAUUUAUUCAAAGUUGUUCUUGUUGGAAAUGCUGGCGUUGGCAAGACGUGUUUGGUCCGGAAAUUUACUCAGGGAGUAUUUCCGCCUGGACAAAGUGCAACAAUCGGUGUGGAUUUUAUGAUUAAAACGCUGAACGUAAAUGGAGACAAGAUAAAACUGCAAAUUUGGGAUACCGCUGGGCAGGAACGUUUUAGGUCAAUAACCCAGUCCUAUUACCGAUCAGCCCAUGCGAUUGUACUUGCUUAUGAUGUCUCUUGUCAGCCAACAUUUGAUUGUAUUAAUGAAUGGAUAAAUGAAAUUGAGCAAUACGCGAAUAAGAAAGCACUUAGAAUUCUUGUUGGCACAAAAGUUGACAAGGAAGAAGAGCGAGAAGUUCCAACACACAUUGGAGAGUCUUUUGCUGCUGCAAAUAAUUUUGAUUAUUUUGUUGAGACUAGCGCUGCAAGUUCUGAAAAUGUUGAAAUACUUUUUCAAGAAGUGGCUACUCGUCUUGCUACUGAAAUGAGAAAAGAUGAAACUAGAUAUGGUGGAAACAAAUCUCGUAAUUUAAAUAACGAAAAUGGAAUCAAUUUGGUUGGAAGAGCACAACAACAAAUUCGAAAUGCGCAAAGUAAUUGCUGUGGGUAACUUAAACUUUUUUGAAGGAUUUUCAAGUUUUUGUGUUGUAAGUUGUCUAGAAUUCGACGAGUAGUGUAUAUCAGGGAUGUCACGGGUUAUCCGAAAUCUGAACUUUUUUUCGAUCUGAAACCCGUUCGAGGCGGUUUUCCAAAACCUGUUUUUCCCUUUCCCCAACUGACUGAUCCGAAACCCGAUUUCUUUCUUCGACCCGUGACAUUCUUGUAUUUUGGAUGUAUUUUGGAUAUCUUUAACAAAAAUUUUAAUUUUCUUUUUUAUUGAGAUAACGAAAUUUCUUAAGUUGCCUUUAUUCUAACAUUUUUAUACAAAUUUCUGAUCGCCUUCUUUUCUCUUAUUAACAUGCUUAAACAAUUUUUUUUAUUUUUAUCACAUUUUCUGUGAUUUAAUUAAUCUCUUUUUCUUAAUAAUUAAUUAUUCUUAUACCCAUUUUUUCUGCCUUAUCCAAAUUAUAAUCAUAAUAAUUAGCCUAGUGAAUGUUAAAGACCUGGGAGUGAGAAUUUUUCCCUUUAAACAGUUGUCGAUAUU
Messenger RNA from Meloidogyne enterolobii, 1226 nucleotides. The record is from the annotation of a GenBank genome assembly. NCBI's taxonomy places the organism in Eukaryota, Metazoa, Nematoda, Chromadorea, Rhabditida, Meloidogynidae.